CACUAAAUAGUGCACAGUCUGCUGGAAAGAAGAAGAGAAAGGGGAAGUUCCCCUGCGGAUGAGAAAGAUUAAGAAGACAUAUUAAUGGAUAAUCGGAGAAACUCAACAACAUGUGGCUAAUGUUAUUGUUCAUCCUGAACGCGAACACACAGACAAACGCUCUCCAGGUGAUUGGAGGAAACAGGACUGUGGUGCAAGGACGUACAGUUACAUUCAACUGCGAACUUGUUGACAACACAGAGACUGUCAACCAGAUUUCAUGGCAGAGGACGACCAGAGUUAAAACAGAUAAUUUUUUCUUGACUGUUCGGAAAAAAAAUGGACCAGAUUAUGUCAAUGGACCUGAUGAUCGAAUUAAGUUUAUUGGGAGCUUCAAUGAGCUUAAUGGAUCUUUUCAGAUCUCCAAUGUCUCAUUGCAGGAUGAAGGCAUCUACACUUGCAUCUUCACUUUGUUCCCCAGUGGAACUCACAACACACAUAUACAUCUGGAUGUGCUCGUGCCUCCUGUCAUACGUGUGAAGGAUAACCUUCCUACUUUGGCUGAUAAGGAAGUUUGCAUUGCCACCUGCACGGCUGCUGAUUCUAAGCCUCCGGCAAACGUGAGCUGGCUCACAGGUAGCUUAGCAGACAACUUGAGGUCAACAGCCAACUCCACGCAGCAUGAUGAUGGUAAGACUACCACAGUCAGCUACCUGUUUGGAGUACCUGCCAUGGAUAUCGACCAACAGGUGGUCCACUGUGUCGUUACCAGUCCAGCCCUGUCGAAGGAGGCAAAGAAACCCUUUACUAUACAAGUUUACUUUGCGCCUGAGGAAGUGAAAAUUGGUGCAAAUCCCAAAGAAGACUCAUUUCAAUGUGAGACUGAUUCCAACCCUGAACCAGAAUUUAACUGGACCAGAGUUGGCAAAGCGUGGCCUCAGUCUGGUGUCAGAGUAGAGGGUGGAUCACUGCAGUUUCUGACCAGGAGCUCUGACCUGAAUGGCCUCUACCAGUGUACCGCAUUUAACUCACAUGGAAGAAGCAUUGUUUACAUCUUUAGAUCUGUGAUUUCAGAAUCCUGCAUUGUUUGUUGGAUCUUAUUUGCUCUUCUGAUCGUCCUUAUCGUAGUAGCAGCAGCAGCAGCGUGGUUUCUUUAUAAAUCUGACAAACUUCCAUUUUUAGGUUCAAGGAGAGUCCCGGUCACACGUGGGGAGACGGAGGUGAUAAAUCCUGAGGAGACGGCUUUUAAUGAGGACCUUCGAGACGCAGAAUAAACGGGAGCAUGACACACACCUCUGCUACACACGUGUUCGUCCAGUGAACUGGUGCAUCAGUUAAAGGGAUAGUUGACCCCAAAUUAGAAAUUCACUCACUUGAUGGACGGGUGGGUGAAGUGUUCAGAAAACCUUUUUGGAGUGCCAGUGGUUUGUGGAGGAUCAUGCAGCACGUUCACACAUAAACACGGAACCAGGUUACACAAAGUAAUCAGAAGGAGCCACAAUUGAAUAUUGAACUUCUAUACGUACACUGUAGUUACGUAGAUAAUUUUUUCCUUGACCGUUUUUUGAACAGAGUUAUAUGCUUAUAAGGCAUCAAAAACCAGAAUCUAUAUGAAAACUAAGUAUAACCUGGUUCUUCACGUUAACAAACUGACUAAAGAUUUGUGAGAAUUUUGAAGAGCAAACUUAAAGUGAUAAAAGUACUAAAUAUACAAGUUUCGAGUUGAAGCUAUAAAAUGAACAAAAAUGAAAUUACACAAAGGUAAAAACCAGAGACAUAAAAAAUAAGAGUGUGUCACAACAUUAUUAUGUUAAAAUAAUUACACUUGUCUUGAAUAGAACUCAACUGAAGCUGAUUGAGAGCAUUUGUAUUUACCUCAAGUGGUUACGUAUUUCACUGGAUAUUGUUUUGAUAUGUCAGGACAAGGCAGUGUGGAACAAGCUUUCAAUAUGUUUCCAAUCAAUCUGUUGCUUGUUCGAGUACCUCAACUGAAGUGAGACUGAAGUCAACAGUGAUGUUCUGUGUUACAUCACUACAAAGAAGAGAAAAAAGGAUAAGAUGAAGUCUUUACAAUUCUGCUGAAUGAUCUGAGAAAGAAAUGCAAUACCAGCUCCAAAAUGCACCAACGCAUGUUAGCUGGGUACAGAACAACCUCUCCCUCUAAUGCCAGAUAAAAUAUGAAGGUGUUCUCCAUCUUAAGUUGACAUGCUAGUAUUUAAUAUUUAUCAAUAUCAUUAUUUAUAUUUAUGACAUUUCAACAUAUUUCACUCGUUAAACGUUCAUUCAGGGGGGAUUCUGUGGGUUGUUACUGUUCAUCAAGGUAAACCAGUAGGUCAUUAAACACUUAAGAUUAAAGGAUUCAUUAUCUGGGCAGCUUUCCGAUUUGUAAAUAGUUUUGGUUUCAGAUUUAGUAUUUAGGCAUCAAGUUUUUAAUUGUUUUUACUUCUUUUGAUUUUGCUAGCCUAUUUAUUCUUUCUUACUUAUUUAAGCUUCAUAUCUUCCGUCCACAAGAGCAUUUUAGCUCUGCGUCCUUAAUAUUCCUCAGUAACAUUUAGUUUAGAGAAACUACUGCUUUUUUGUUUCUUUAAUCAGCGAAGUAACUACAAUUUUUAUUUAUUUUUGCUUUUAAAGACUGAAAACAUUGAUGCAUCGUGUGCUCUGUUUAUGUUUUUGUUAUUUUAAAGGAAUCGAAGAUUCAAUGACAUGCUGAAAUGUUUUUUGCAUUAUCUGUGCCUUAACAUUUAACAUUUAACCCUUGCGUGUUUUAAAGUUAAAGUAUAUCUCCUGUUAACUAAUGCACUAGUUGGGAUUACUGUAAUUUGCACUUGUAUUCCAAUAAAAGACGAGAUAAGCAUUACAA
This is a messenger RNA of Pleuronectes platessa (European plaice), 2839 nucleotides long. RefSeq names its product nectin-4. The transcript has 8 exons. The record is from RefSeq and is a predicted model, not a curated record. Bases 111 to 1253 code for a protein of 380 amino acids. Gene Ontology annotation, cellular component: adherens junction. NCBI's taxonomy places the organism in Eukaryota, Metazoa, Chordata, Actinopteri, Pleuronectiformes, Pleuronectidae. Gene Ontology annotation, biological process: heterophilic cell-cell adhesion; homophilic cell-cell adhesion.